AACAUAACUUCAAAGAUUCGCAUCCGUUCCUAAAAUGAAGAUCACAAUUGCCUGUUUGAUUUUGAUUGUGACAGCAUGUUACGGUUACCCGUAUGGAUACGGCCAUGAAAGCUCUGGUGGGCAAAGCGGUCGUGGUGGUUAUGGCCAGGGAGGCGGCCAAGGCGGAUAUGGUGGCGGUCAAGGCGGAUAUGGUGGUAAUCAAGGCGGAUAUGGUGGCAGUCAAGGCGGAUAUGGUGGUAGUCAGGGCGGAUAUGGUGGUAACCAAGGCGGAUUUGGUGGCAACCAAGGCGGAUAUGGUGGCGGCGGUUUCCCUCAAGGACGAGUAGACCAAGGAGGUUACCGCGAACAUGGAUAUUAAUUGAAAAUAUAAGGAUACCGUAUUAUUGAAUUGUGGAAAUAAUGACCACUAGUAUUGUAGAGAGUCAAAAUAAAAAUAUUAAAUUUACACUCGCUUCUUCUGAUUUCUUUUUAGACUUUACAAUAGCUUUCAUAGUAAUUUAGUUUACGCAUUUAGUUUUAUCUUUAUUUAAAAAAUAUUUUUUGACUUAAGCCAUACAUAGCUCUGUGUCUUGGUAUGUAUUGUCACCCAAUUAAAACUAAAAAUUCUAAUGA
This is a messenger RNA of Bombyx mori (domestic silkworm), 612 nucleotides long. It is a transcript of the gene CPG18, whose product is annotated as cuticular protein glycine-rich 18. The record is from RefSeq and is marked validated. NCBI's taxonomy places the organism in Eukaryota, Metazoa, Arthropoda, Insecta, Lepidoptera, Bombycidae. The transcript has 3 exons. Bases 35 to 358 code for a protein of 107 amino acids.